Messenger RNA from Microthlaspi erraticum, 1587 nucleotides. The record is from the annotation of a GenBank genome assembly. Lineage: Eukaryota; Viridiplantae; Streptophyta; Magnoliopsida; Brassicales; Brassicaceae.
AUGAUACGACAACAAGAUCUAAGACGUGAUGGAUCGGUUACUCCUCUGUUGUGGGACGUCGGUGGCGUAUAUGGAGUACUCCUCUGUUACACAGUUAAGACCGAAAUGAAAAAGAGCAACAAAAUCAGUUUUGUGAGAAGACACAAGGUGUUGCUAUUGGUUCACGGCGGAGAAAAUGAGAUAAAGGAAGAGAAGAGACGCCGGAGAAGAAUAUACGCUUGGUGUGCGAAGGAUAAACAAAUGGUUGGUAGAAAUACACAAACCCUAAUUUGUGAACAAGGGUCGAGUCAAGGAUCGCAAGAAAAAGAUGUGAUAAGCCAAUUACCAGAUCAUUUGAUAACUGACAUUCUGUAUCAUCUUCCCACAAAGGAAGCUGUUACCACGAGCGUUUUAUCCACACGAUGGACAAAUCUUUGGAAACUGGUUCCUGGAUUGGACUUAGACUCGCCCAGAUCCUCUGAUUUCAAAGCCAUGCAGAGUUUCGCCGACAGGUUUUUGGAUAUCCAGAGGGAGUCACUGAUACGCAAAUUCAAGUUAAAGAUUCAUUGUCCUGAUUAUGGUAAUGACGCCACUUGUGUCCCACUCUGGAUCGAAGCUGCUUUAACUGGGCAUAGGAUUCAACAUCUCGAUGUCCAUUAUGGAUACUACUACCAGACUGGGUUAGUACAGAUACCACUGAGCGUGUUCACCAGUGGGAGAUUAGUACACUUGCGACUGUUUGGUGCCAAACUGUUUAACGCGGAGUUUUUUUCUUUACCUUGUCUGAAGAUGAUCCAUUUAGAAUAUGUUACAGCUCCAAGCGAGGCCGCUUUUGAGAAACUUAUCUCAAGCUCUCCAGUUCUUGAAGAUUUAACAAUCAGAAGGUGUAACGAUAAGGGAAAAGUUCUAAAAGUGCGCUCUAAGACGGUAAAGAGAGUCCACUUAAAACAGUCUUCUCAAGUACUUGUGAUUGAUGAUGCUCCUCUACUCCAGUUUUUGAGGAUUAAGGUUCGUUUUAUUCCGAGCUUUAAGAUGAUCAUCUAUUCGUGGUUCUCUGCAAAAAUUGAUGUUCAUGUCUAUUCGUGGUUCUCUGCAAAAAUUGAUGUUCAUGUCGACUUUGGUAAUACAUUUAAUCCAUAUGACUCAUCCAGAAGACGCUCCAUUCGCGAUUUCCUUACGGUCAUAUCGAGUGUCAGGGAUCUGUCUCUUAGCAGAGAUAUUUGGGAGGUUAUGCGCCGACACUUGGAAGUAGAACAACUGCCUCAAUUUGGUUUACUCUCACGUCUGUGUGUUAGACUCUCUGCAUCCGAUUUAAUUUGGUUGCCGGCGUUUCUCAAGAACUUCCCGAAACUGAAAUCUCUUUCCUUGGUGGUAUUGUAUGGUAGAAGCUAUAAGAAGAUGCCUAUCGAUGAAACGAGCCGGAUAAGUUUUCCACCUGUGCUUGAGUGUUUGUCAUCGUCGCUCGAGUUUCUUGAUAUCAAAGCAAGAGUCUCGGGAGAUUCUACAGAAAUGAAACUAGUAACGUACUUCUUAGAAAAUUCUUUGGUGCUCAAGAAACUCACGGUACGGCUGGGUUCUCAUCCAAGAAAUGAUGACAUCUCCGAUUAG